AACACCACCAACUUCUAAAGUAUGCCUACUCCCUAUCCUCCGAGUGAACACAGUCAAUGAAUCAACAGAUGCCCAACAUGGGAAGCCCAAGGGUCCACCCUAACACUCAGCAAUGCAUCCGAUGGGUGCUGACCAUAUGCCCGGACCCGGACAAAUGAUACCACGGGGGCCGCCACCACAACAAAUGGUCCCAAGUCCGCCACAGCAGCAAGCCAUACAGCAAAUGCCCACUAUGCAGGGGCAACAUGGUCCAAGACCAUCUCAACCUCAAGCUAUGAAAACUUCAAUUUCCCCGAGAAUGCUCAGAAACAUUCUGAAAAAGCAGAAAUGAUGAAGAAACCAGCUGAACAGCCACAAACACAACCAACAGGAGGAAAAAUAAGUCAGCUGAAGGAUUUUGCAGAGAAGUUCAAGCUUCCGACUGAUGUAAAGAAGGAAUCGACAAAUCAAUCAUCUGUUGCUACAACACAAUCUUGAACAAAGUCCCACAGCAGCAACAACAACAAACAAAGACCGCCACCCCAAUAUGGGUCAAACCACCUCCUCAAACAAUGAAUCGACCACAACCAUAUCCUAAUCCCGCACACACAGCAGCAAACACCCCUAUCCAUCACCUCAGCAACAGCAUCCUCAGCAAUCUAUGUUGGACCGAAUGGGUCCGCAGGAUCAUGGUGCCGCUAUGCAGCAUGGCAUGCCUCAAAACGCAGGCCCCGUGCCUGGAAACGUGAUGUUGCAACAACCAAAAACAUCAAACGCAUCCAGGUUGUAGUAAAUCAAAUGCAUUCUCAUCCUCAACAAAUGAGUCAUGUACAGAUUCCAGUGGCUGCUCCCAGCAUUCAACAGUUCUCUGCACCAGUGCCUUCACCCAGCAUCCCGCAAUGCAACCGAUGUCUCGUCCGAUGGACAGCUCGAAAAUGAUGCCAAAUAGAAUGAUGCAGCCGGUUGACAAAAACAUUCCACCGGUGCAGCAGAAACCACUGACUUCUGCCAAAGUGGAAGUUUCGAACUUUCAACAUAAUGCUAAUAUUCAUGUUGUUACUGGUCCGCCUGUUUCUCAGGCAAAUCCAUCUGCGGUUAUUACAGUAAGUGCCGCCAAUUCGUCCCCCAUUGUAUCUUCCCAUUAUCAAGAUCCUGCAAUACCUACGACUCAAAUUGCUCAACCACAAAGGCAAUCACCUACAGCAGCCCAAGUGGGUCAACCGUCAUCAAUCGCCAACAAUUAGAACCAAGUACAACCCCUGUACCUAGUUCUCAACAUUCUGCAAACACGUCUAUCACAUCACCCACAGCGGGAAUUAAAGCCCUCAACCCAGAGGCACAAGAAUUCAAACCAAGAACACCUGCGAAACCGUCGCCCAUUGCUACAAGAGCAACAACACCACAAGCACAAAUGCCAAUAUAUGCUUUUGUUCAAGCACCCGUGGCAAGUGGUAUGGGACCACAAACCCCCACCCAAAUUGCAACACCAGUAUACAACGCAGCUCCAAUGCCUCCAAUGCAUGCAGAUAUGCAACAAAUAUAUCACACCCAGUUCCCACAACAAUAUAUACCGGUACAAAUGCCAGGACAACAAUUUGCCUUUGAUCAGAAUGGUCAACCUGUAUAUGCUAGUCCAGCACCGCAGCAGGCAAUGAUGGCUCAAAAUGCUAGAAUGGCUGCUACAAUACCUGGCACACCACAACAACAUAUUCAACAAUAUCAAUCUGAUCAAGGACCGGCACCUGUGUAUGUACCUGUGGCUCCACAAGGAUCAAACUUUAUGCAGCAGAGACCCCAUUCUGCACAUACGCCAACUCAGGUUACACACGUCACAGCUUCAAGUCCUGCAACCCAAUCCACACAGCAAACCCAGCAACCUACAGGUCAUCCGGCUAUGGUUCCCGCACAUGGAGUUCAACAGGGGGGCGGACCAGUAUGGAUGCCAAUUAACGCAAAUUCGAAUAUAAUGAUGGUGCCAAGCGGCCAACCUCAACCAAUGCAAAUGAAUCAACCACCGCAACAUACUCACUACUUGAGUGCUAUGCCAACAGGACAGAUUCCUUCAUCAGUUGCAAUGUCCAAUCCUGUGCAACAGAAAGGACAACAACAACAAAUCCCAGCUGGACACUAUAUGGCUCAAACCCCGCAGAGAUCAUAUGGACAAUAUCAAUCACCUUCUGCAAACAAUCAGUGAACAAGAAUAUUUGAACAUUGAAUAAAUUUUAAGGUCAACCAUAAGUAGCAAAUGGGGAACUUCUUAACGAUAGAUCUAUGUCUAUGUGUGUGUGUGUGUGUGUGUUUAUUUACUUUAAACUUAUUUACUAUUUUUCGUCAUUUUUUUUGUUUAUUAUUGGUGCUGUGAUGGAACAAUUACCUUGAUAUGGUUUUUCUUGAGUGCCCCGCCAUCUCUACAGACUGUCUCUAUGUCGAGUGAGCUGGCUGAACUUUUUUCAUGAUCGUACCACAGGGCUGAUUUUACAAAUUUAAUCGCAACCAGCUGGUUGGCAAUUACCAAAUACUGGUCUAUUUCGAAUACAUUCUAAAUUCCUCCAAUAAAUUUUAUUCACAUUUCUAAAAUUCAAGGACAUAGGAAUUGAGCUUCAAUAAUAUUCUCAUAGUGAAUCAUCUAUAAAUACAAAUGGCAUGUGUGAUAUCACUAAAAUUAGUGCUUUUCUUGCUUCCAGGAAAAAAGAAUUCGCAAACAUUACAGUAUUUAUACUUAUAAAUUGUGACUUAUCUUGGCAACCACAGAGAAAACAUCAACUAAACGCCCAGUGAAAUGUUUGAAAUCCUACAGUAUAAUCAAAAUCCUUAACAACACACACAUAUUUUGACACAGCUAAUUUUUGUUAUAAACUGUUUAUUAUCAUGUGAGUAUCAUUUGGCCCAUCGACAUCGGAGGUUACUUGUUCCUAAGUGAAAUGUAAAAAACUUUUCGUCUCAUUCAUACAUAUUUUUGCAUUUGAGUAAGCAGUAUGAUAAUGGGGCAAGUCUGGAAUUUGUGGUUAUCUUCUGCUGUGUAUGAUCAUUGUUAAGCAUUAUGAGGUUUCUUAUUUCAUAUCUAUUGACAUAAAAAUUAAGGAUGAACAUUUUUAAUUUUAAUAUUUAGCUUCGAAACCAUUGGACAAGGGUAUACUGCUAUCAUUUGUUUUAACCCUUCAUAAAAAUAAGUUUUCUUGCAAGUCUCAUUCAAUCUCUCUAUCAGCUUCGAUCCACUGUAUUACUGAUUCGGUGCCCAAGGUGGUGGUCGUUUUAUGCUAGGUUAAAUGUUUUAAAAUUGUGCUGUUAUUAACAUUGUUUUGUAAAUCAUCUUUGAAUUUUGUGUUAAUUCAUAAGCGGGAUAAAAAUGACAUAUUACUUAAAAAUAUUCAAACUGAAAAAGGAGUAGAUAGAAUAUCACCAUUAAAUCACUGACAAAUAUUUCCCUAAUACAUAAUUACAAAUCAGAAAUACAAUCUUUUUCGCUGUAACUAGCGUUUUAUUUGAAAAAAAAAAUCAAAUU
Styela clava is the source of this 3481-nucleotide messenger RNA. Lineage: Eukaryota; Metazoa; Chordata; Ascidiacea; Stolidobranchia; Styelidae. The record is from RefSeq and is a predicted model, not a curated record.